Molecule: messenger RNA, 772 nt
Organism: Malus domestica (apple)
Lineage: Eukaryota; Viridiplantae; Streptophyta; Magnoliopsida; Rosales; Rosaceae
Source: RefSeq, a predicted model, not a curated record
UUGGAGAUUGGGUUUGUGACAAAUAUACUCCGCCAUUGGAGAUGCCUUCAUCACCUCAGUGAGAGUCGUCGGAAGUCGGACUGAAAACAGAGCAGAUGGCAGCGACGGCGUGUUUCAUCAUCGUCAGCAGAAACGACAUCCCUAUUUACGAAGCUGAAGUCGGAUCCGCCGCCAAAAGAGAAGAUGCUGCACAGUUGCAUCAGUUCAUAUUACAUGCGGCUCUCGACAUUGUUCAGGACCUUGCCUGGACUACCAGUGCCAUGUACUUGAAAGCAAUCGAUCGCUUUAACGAUUUGGUGGUUUCCGUCUAUGUUACUGCUGGUCACGACUUAUGCUACUUCAUGACUCUCGUAACGAUGAUGGAAUCAAGAGCUUCUUCCAAGAGGUUCACGAGCUUUACAUCAAAACUCUUCUCAAUCCCCUCUACCUGCCUGGUUCACGAAUCGCGUCAUCACAUUUUGAUACAAAAGUUCGUGCUCUUGCACGAAAAUAUCUGUAGGGGCAAUGGAUGCUGUGGGUACACAAGCUCUUGACUUUUCGCAACGAGGUGCACAGCUUCUGAAACUAGGGGAUUUCGAAGCCUUUCCUUUUUGUUUCUUUUUCAUGAUUCUAGUUCAAGACUGUUACGUAUUAUACCACGUGUUAUUUGCGAUAUUAGGAUUAAGUCGAUCAACAUUUCAAUGCUAAGGGAGAAGUGCAUGAAAGAGAACAUUUUAAGUAUUAAAACAUCCAAGGAAGCCAACCUUAAGGGUGCGUUUGUUGUACCGGAUUA